Messenger RNA from Anolis carolinensis (green anole), 1119 nucleotides. RefSeq names its product EBP like (gene ebpl). NCBI's taxonomy places the organism in Eukaryota, Metazoa, Chordata, Lepidosauria, Squamata, Anolidae. The transcript has 4 exons. Gene Ontology annotation, molecular function: cholestenol delta-isomerase activity. The coding region runs from base 32 to 658 and encodes 208 amino acids. Gene Ontology annotation, cellular component: endoplasmic reticulum; membrane. Gene Ontology annotation, biological process: sterol metabolic process. The record is from RefSeq and is a predicted model, not a curated record.
AGAGCCCGCCCCCUCCCUCCCUCCUUCAGCCAUGUCGCAAGAAGAUGCCGGGGAAGCGGCGGCGACGGCGGCCUCGCUGUGUGUGUGCGGGGUGCUGGUGGCGCUGAGCUGGGCGCUGGGCGGGCGCCUGGGCCGGCAAUGCGGCGCCUCCCGCGCGGACCGCUGGCUGCUCCGCUGGCUCUGCUGGGACGCCCUCGUCCACGCUGCCCUGGAAGGUUCGUUUGUGUACCUGUCCCUGGGGAGAAGUGUUGCAAAAUCAGACAAUAUAAUUGCCUUAUUGUGGAAGGAAUAUGGCAAAGCAGAUGCAAGGUGGCUACACUCUGAUCCCACUAUUGUCUCAGUGGAGAUACUAACUGUUUUUCUGGAUGGGCUUUUAACAUUGAUUCUCAUUUAUGCCAUUCUCAAACAGAAGCAUUACCGACACUUUGUGCAGAUUACGCUUUGUGUUUGUGAAUUAUAUGGAGGAUGGAUGACCUUUUGUCCAGAGUGGCUCACAGGGAGUCCCAACCUGAACACCAGUUCCUGGAUGUAUCUGUGGGUCUAUUUAGGCUUUUUUAAUGGCAUAUGGGUCAUUAUCCCUGGAUGUCUACUGCUACAGUCUUGGGUAGCCCUCAGAAAAAUGCACAAUGAGCGAUCUAAUUGGAAAAAAUACAAAUAAUGAAGACAUUAGAACUGCCAGAUUCAAAUUAACUGUGGCUUGACCUUGAAUCUCACCAAUAUAGAAAGCUACUUCUAGGAGCAGAAGAGCAAAACGAAAAGUUGUUUUUCUUAGAUGAAGACUACAAGGCAAAGCUGACAAUAUUUCUACCUCUGCUUAAAUAAUGAAAUGAGAAUGAACGUUAAUAAAACAAUUACCAGUAUACGUAUCUUAUAAAGACUUUUCAGUGACUCUGUAGCCAGUUACUCACAAAUCACUGAUCUGAAUGGAGCUACUUUCCUGCAUUAAUGUUUGACAGGAUAUUUUAGAGCUCAAAUAUAAAAAGUGCAUUGUAAAAGUUUUCUGUUUGUAACAAACUAAUUUUUAUAUAAUUGUAUUCUUUAAUAAAGAAUUUGUGGUGAUAGUUUUUUUUUAAUUUUUUUAAACUUUUGUCUUCGAAUUAAAAACUUUUUGUGAUUAUA